UUUCAUAUUAACCCUAAACGUUGACAUAAUCAUAGUCAGACACUUCUAAAAUCUUGAUGUUUAUGAUAUAUUUAUAACUGCAAAAACUCUUGAUUUUUCUACUUUAUUUUAUAGCUGAUACAUUUCUACCAAAUUUUAAUAUGGCACAUGGAUAUGAUUAUGAUUUUUUAAACGACAUAUGUGACAAUCCGCAAAGCGUGGUUGAUGAUACAUUACGUGUUAUACUUAGGAUUUGUAAGAACAUAACAGACAACCCCGGGGAGCAGAAAUACCGUCGCCUUCGUAUCGGUAACAAGAUUGUACAAGAAAAAAUCUUGCCUGUUGACGGAGCUUUUAACUGUCUAUUAGCAAUAGGCUUCCAAGAGGAUGAUGAAUUUCUUACAUUACCUGAAUCAGACAUGCUAUUUGAUUUGAUAAGAAUUCAAAAGUAUAUUGAAAAUAUAUUGAACAUGAAAUCAGAGGAAAAAUCUGUGUUGGCAGAAAAUGAACCCAAACAAGUGACAAGUUCAUUCCAAAAUCCAUCAGAACCAAGACAUUCAAUAACAAGUACAGCUCAGCAAAAGAAUGAGGAAAUUUUUUAUUCCACACUUUUAAUGUAUGUGAAAAGAGUACAACAGUAUGAAAAAUUUAGUCUACUAAAAAAAGCACGUCAAAUAAUCCCAAUAGCAGAACUGAAGGAAGAGGCCAAAAUAAAGUUAGAGUCAAUUUGUGAUGCUGAAAGUUCUUAUGCAGUUAGUUUGGAAGAUUGUCUACUUAUUGUUCUCUUGAAUUGGUUCAAAAAUAAAUUCUUCAAAUGGUUUGACAAGCCAUUGUGUACAUUCUGCAGUUGUAAAAAUGUCAUAGCUGUUGGCUCUGAUCAUCCUAACGAUGAAGAAAGCUACUGGAAAGCUGGGAAUGUGGAAUUAUAUUCAUGCCCUUUAUGCAAUGUUAUUAUUCGGUUCCCCAGGUAUAAUAGUCCUGAAAAAUUGCUUGAAACCAGACAAGGUAGAUGUGGUGAAUGGGCAAAUUGUUUUACAUUAUGUUGUAGGGCCAUGGGAUUUGAAGCUCGUCUUGUGGUUAGUUGGAAAGACCAUGUGUGGACUGAGGUUUUUUCAGAAUGUCAAGAUCGUUGGCUCCAUUGUGAUCCAUGUGAAAAUGUUUGUGAUAAACCUCUAUUGUAUGAGGCAGGAUGGAAGGUUGAGAUCAGCUACAUUAUUGGGUUCUCAAGAGAUGAUACUCAAGAUGUAACUUGGCGAUAUUCUGCUCAACAUGAGAAAGUUAAACAGAAAAGAACAAAAGUAAGUGAAAAAUGGCUCCAACAGACUUUGGCAAAAAUACGAACAGAGCAGAGUCUUCAUUUAUCACAAGAAAGGAAGAAAUUAAUAACAUUUAGAUCUACCAAAGAACUUACUGAAUUCUCAUCUCAUAGAACACCUAAGUCUGAUGAAUUACAAGGCAGAACAACUGGAUCUUUGGCUUGGCGCCUUCAGCGUGGUGAAACAAAGAAGCACACACCUUAUACUUUUAAACCAGAUAUAGCAGAACAGCAAUCUAAAUGCUUGUAUGUGAAAUAUAGCUGUGCCAAAGAUAUUUAUUAUCGCCCUUAUUCCAGUAAAUCAGAAAUUCAUUGUUGGCAAUCACUGCUAUUCUCUUAUAAAGAUAUUUUUCGCAAAGAAGAACAUGAUUGGAAAAAGGUUUACUUAUCUCGAACUGAAGGUUGUGAAUUUGGUGAAGUUAGUUGGAAAUUUGAUGUUUCAGAAUGUGGACUAACCAUUGCCAAGCUUGAAGUGUGGGUAUCAAGUGAGACAUUUGAGAAUGGUGAAGUUUUAUGGCAGUUAAAAAAUGAUAAGAAUAAAAUCUGGACUAUUGAAGGUGGUUCCCUUCACGUCAUCAGUGAUAUAAAAGGAAGCAGAACUGUUUGUUUAUCAGCACAGCUCCAUGGUGGACAAGGUGACAAUGCAUGGCAGCAUGCUCAACUGUUUCGACAAGGUAACACUAGCAGAGAAUACCCUCUGCAGUUAACUUUACACCUGCAGUAAAUUGAUUUGAAAUAACAUUGACAUAAUUCCUGCAAAUGCAUCUGUAUGAACAUGGAUAUUUUAUUUGUAAAAAAGAAAAACUUUUCAGCUCUCUGGUGAGGUUAAAAGAGAAACAUCUAUUUUCAGAAGUACAAUUUUAUAACAUGAGGUUACUCAGCACUUUUAUUAUUUUAGUUUAAUAGACUAAUUAAAUCUCAAAAUAAAUUUGUAAUAAACUAGUUGCAAAUGAUUUAUUCUUGCAAAAGAAUGUGAAGUUGUUACAUUCCCAGUUUUUUUCCCUAGCAACAUAAUUCUAACUAAAAACUGAAAGUAGGUGAUGGACAUGAUUCAUACAAAAUUUUGGAAAUUUAGCUAUCACAAGAACCUAUUUCUAUAAUUAUAUUUUUUUAUCAAUUUUAACUUUUGGCAUUUUCAAUUGUGUAAUAAAUCUGUUUUACAAUUGUUCAGGUAUGAACACCAUCUUUGUUUACAUUUACCUUUUGUGUUUCAAAUCAACAGAUGUGAGCCUUAGCCAUCAUUUUUGUGAUUCUGAACUUUCCUCCUUUAUUUUUAUGCUUUCAUUGACGUAUUAUAUUUCUAUAAUGUUACAAAGCAAUCAGUUGUUUUAGCAUUUAUCUUAAUCUGACUGAACCAACUUAUAUCACUGUGAUUUAACAGCAUUCAACGAUAACUUUUUAGUUAUUCUAAUAAAAAUCCAAUGAAAUAUAUUUUUUUCAUCAUACAUCCUAAGUUUGGAUUAUAAUAGUUCUAACAAGUUGAAAUUGGUUGAGCUACCAGUUGCAUCAUCAUCAACAUUGUGCUGUGUCUCUGACAAUAGCCCAGUUAAUGUAGUUGUAAAUAGGUACUAUUAGAACCAUGCAGAUCAGUACAUGUGGCAAGAAUAGUCUGUAAGUGACAACUUGAUAUAUAAAUUUUAAAACUUUUUACACACUGACACAAUUGUUAAAUCAUCAUUUUAAUGUCCACUUUCCAUGCUUGCAUGAGUUAGAUGGAAUUUAUUGAGAGACUCUCUAAAGUUGGAUGUCUUUCCUGUCACCAAACCUCUCAUUUCAAAAUGAGGUAGUGUUUCUCCAUGAUCACAUGUAUUUUCAUGGAAGACUGGAAAUGAAGGGCACAGCUUAUAUUAUGGUGAUACUUGUUUCUAACUAUUACAUCAUGUCAAGAUCAGGAGGUACAAAUAUAUGCUUAAGUAUACAUACUAUAUAUCUAUCUAUAUAUAUAUAUCCAUGAUAGGUUGUUUUUUUUAUCUCAGUCACAAAUUUUUAAAUUAAUUUUUUUAAACUUAACAGUUUGAAACUUUGGAUACUGGUUGAAUAUGUCUUAAAAUUUUUGACAAAAUUUUGUAUUUUAGAAGUUAUUUCGUGUUAAAGUUGUAUUUAGGUAAUUUUAACCAAUCAAUGACAAGUAUUCAGCUGAAGAAAGUUACUGCUGUUUGUGAAAGUAAUGGAAGAGCAACAACUUCCAGGUCAUAGGGUCAUGAAAGAGAGAGCGGUGGGAGAAAAGUAUAAAAGAUAAGAAAACUGGGUGAGAAAAACAAAGUUCUUUUAUAGGGAAUACAUACAUGUGUAUUUUUUUUCCAUCUUAUCCAAUGUGUCCUCUCGUUUAUAUAAUGUGAGAGAGAUUUGUCUGUUAUUUCCAGAAAAUCAUAGAGAACGGUGAGAGUGGUGGUGUGUUGAUCUGAACGACAGCUUAUAUAAACUUACCAACCCCCUACCACUGCAUAUUAAUUUAUUAAACACUCUCUUUUUUUCUUGCUUCCAUUUGGGGGUUUUAUCAGCUUUACAUAUGAAUGUGUGUGUGAUGGACAGCAUGAACAACUGUUGUCAAUUUCACAAUCCCCUUCACUCCUUAAAGUUAUGUAUUCCUCACACCCACCUUACUUUCCUUGGUGUUCUAAAAGUUGCAUGUGUGCAUAUGUAUUGGAGUGUGUGUGUGUAUAUAUAUAUAUAUAUAUAUACAUGUGUCUGUGUACAUAUAUGUAUGCAGUGUCCAAAACAGAUGACCCAGAUGUUGCUCUUCCAUUACUUUCGCAAACAGCAGUAACUUUCUUCUGCUGAAUAGACAUCAUGGAUUGGAUUUAAAUUGGCCAAUUAUGACAACUUUAACAUGAAAUAACUUCUAAAAUACAAAAUUUUGUUAAAAACAUUAAGAGUAAACCACGUUCUACGUGACACAGUCAUCCAGUAUCUGAAGUUUCAAACUGUUUAGUUAAAAAAAAUUAAUUUAAAUAUCUGUGACUGAGAUUGAAAAGAUCCAGUUUUUUUCAGUUUCCUUCUAUUAAAUAUACUCACAAGGCUUUUGGUCAGCUUGAGGUUAUAGUAGAAGACACCUGCCCAAGGUGUUUUGCAGUGCGACUGAAAAUGAAACCACGUGGAAAAAAAUUACAAGAGCUUUCAUACAAAUUUCUUUGAUGCUUAUUUUAUUUCCUACUAUUUUUCCUAGUUUGUUAUGUUUUUCUACACGUAUUAGAUAUUUGCUUCUUUUGCCUCCCAGAUAGGAAAUAUUUGAAUCUUAAUUAUUGAAACUCACUUUUCUGAUUAGUGUUCAAUCCUUCUUUGGUAGCAACUCAAUUGGAUAGUUGGAAGUAGAUAUGGUUGUGUAGCUAAGAAGUUUAUUUAAAACUACAUGGUUCCAGAUACAAGCAGCCAUGAGACAUUUUGUGCAAAUAUCUUGUAAGUAGAAUUUAGUAAAUGAAAACUGUAGAAAGCUAUUGUGUGUGUGUUUGUGUCAAUGUAUAACUUUUGUUGAUGUAUACCAAGUAACCAAUAAACUAGUACUUUCAAACAAAAA
Molecule: messenger RNA, 4808 nt
Organism: Octopus sinensis (East Asian common octopus)
Lineage: Eukaryota; Metazoa; Mollusca; Cephalopoda; Octopoda; Octopodidae
Product: peptide-N(4)-(N-acetyl-beta-glucosaminyl)asparagine amidase
Exons: 5
Coding region: 141-2018 (625 amino acids)
Biological process (GO): protein quality control for misfolded or incompletely synthesized proteins; protein deglycosylation; glycoprotein catabolic process
Cellular component (GO): cytoplasm; cytosol; nucleus
Molecular function (GO): peptide-N4-(N-acetyl-beta-glucosaminyl)asparagine amidase activity
Source: RefSeq, a predicted model, not a curated record